This is a messenger RNA of Eurytemora carolleeae, 776 nucleotides long. Its product is annotated as COMM domain-containing protein 2. The coding region runs from base 22 to 558 and encodes 178 amino acids. Lineage: Eukaryota; Metazoa; Arthropoda; Copepoda; Calanoida; Temoridae. The transcript is spliced from 7 exons. The record is from RefSeq and is a predicted model, not a curated record.
AGGUAACAUUUCAGACCAAAUAUGAAUGUUCUAGUUCUGCAGUUUAGAGAAUAUAUCCAGGAGAACAGUUUAAAGGAUAUUCAGGAUUCAUGUAAACAUUUCCAACAAUAUAUCAGGGAUGUUAAUAGUGGAAGAAGUUCUAAAUUUGAUUCUGCAGAUCUUCAAACCUUAGAUAUACUCCAGACUAUGUUUCUAUCCGUCCUGAGGAAGAAGAUAAGCUGGGCUGAAGUAUUCCAGGAUAUAGAAAGAGGAGAUGAAGUAAAAGAGACAAUCCUGGCAUGCUUUAAGCAGGAAGAAGGUACCCUGAGAAGCCUGGUAUUGAGUGUACCUGGAGUACAUUAUCAGAACCUAGACUGGAGACUUGACAUUCUUCUAGCCUCAAGAUGUGUUCUUAAACAGGUUCGACCCCUGGUGAAUCUGAGGUUGGAUCUGAAGGAUGAAAUGAAAAAUACUUCCUUUACUCUUCACACAGAUCUCACUUCUAUUCAGAAUAUAAACAGGUUGGAAAGUUGGAAAACGCUUUACAAGAAAGAGGAUCUGCUGGAACAAGAAAAUUGAUUAGAAAAACGGGAGGGAAAAUAUCAGCCUAAUGAAUUGUUAUUAUAAAGUUAAAGAGCUGGUUCAGGGUAAAUCCUGAGAACCGAAUGGUUAAGACGACAUUGAUAGAAAUAUUCGUUUUAUUGUUAAGUUACCGCAAAAACAUUGAUAUAUCUUGAUUUCUUAUGAAUUUAAAUCUGUUCGUUGACAUAAAACAAUAAAAUUGUAUAUCCAAUUUA